Molecule: messenger RNA, 2375 nt
Organism: Hibiscus syriacus
Lineage: Eukaryota; Viridiplantae; Streptophyta; Magnoliopsida; Malvales; Malvaceae
Product: probable galactinol--sucrose galactosyltransferase 2
Exons: 13
Coding region: 103-2352 (749 amino acids)
Source: RefSeq, a predicted model, not a curated record
UUCAUCUGUGAAUUUCUUCAUUCAUCUUCAUCUUCAUCUUCCUUUAAACACAGCAGUUUCCAACUUUCCAUUGAUCCUUUUUGUUCUUUAAAGAAAAAACAAAUGACGAUCACAGCAGCUCCCUGUGUCAAAGAUGGCCGCCUCAUGGUGCGGGGAAAGGUGGUUUUAACCGAGGUUCCGAGCAACAUAAUUGUUUCUCAGGGAAUUUCAGGCUCAGCUUUUCUGGGUUCAACUUCAGCAAUCCCCAGUUCUCGCCAUGUUUUCAAUCUCGGGAUUCUUCAGGGAUACAAGCUUCUAUGUCUGUUUAGAUUCAAAAUAUGGUGGAUGAUUCCGGGGUACGGGAAAUCUGGCAGUGAUGUUCCAUUGGAGACUCAAAUGCUUCUUCUGGAAAUCAAACAAGAAUCAGCUGUUGAAGACGACGAUUCCUCUGAUUCAGACAUUGAAAACACGUUCUAUGUUCUUUUCUUGCCUGUCUUGGAUGGCGAUUUCCGGACAAGUUUGCAAGGAACUCCUGCAAAUGAGCUCCAGUUUUGUGUUGAAAGUGGUGAUGCCAAUGUCCAGACCUCACAAAUAUCGGAGCCUGUGUUCAUCAAUUCAGGGGACAAUCCAUUUGAACUCAUCAAGAAUUCCAUAAAGAUAUUGGAGAAGCACAAGGGAACUUUCAGACACAUUGAAAGCAAGAAGAUCCCUGCACAUUUGGACUGGUUCGGAUGGUGCACUUGGGAUGCCUUUUAUACCGAAGUGAAUCCUCAAGUCAUCAAAGAGGGUCUUCAAAGUUUCUCGGAGGGAGGCUGUUCUCCGAAGGUCCUAAUCAUCGAUGACGGAUGGCAAGAUACGGUAAACGAGUUCCAAAAAGAAGGAGAACCGCUUAUCGAAGGGACACAGUUUGCAACUAGAUUAGUUGAUAUCAAAGAAAACAGUAAGUUCAAAAGUCCAGAAUCGGAUGCCGGGUGUAGCGAUCUCCAAGAAUUUGUUAACAUGAUCAAAGUAAAAUAUGGGUUAAAGUAUGUCUAUGUCUGGCAUGCUCUAACAGGCUAUUGGGGAGGUGUUCUUCCAUCAUCUGAAACAAUGAAAAAAUACAAUCCAAAGAUUGUUUAUCCAAUCCAAUCACCUGGUAACGUCGGAAAUCUGCGAGACAUUAUCCCGGACAGUUUGGAGAAGUAUGGAGUGGGGAUCAUCGAACCACAGAAAAUCUUCGAUUUCUACAAUGAUCUCCAUAGCUAUCUCGCCAGCAGUGGGGUUGAUGGAGUCAAGGUAGAUGCCCAAAAUUUGAUAGAGACCUUAGGAUCUGGGUUUGGUGGACGGGUUUCAUUGACUAGACAAUAUCAACAAGCACUAGAACAAUCUACAUCAAGGAACUUCAAAGAAAAUAACCUGAUAUGUUGCAUGAGUCACAAUUCAGACUCGAUUUACAGUUCGAAAACCAGCGCAGUUGCGAGAGCUUCGGAAGAUUUCAUGCCACGAGAGCCAACAUUUCAGACCUUACACAUUGCAUCCGUUGCUUUUAACAGUCUACUUCUUGGGGAAAUUGUGGUGCCGGAUUGGGACAUGUUCCAUAGCAAACAUGAUACAGCUGUGUUCCAUGGUGUUGCAAGGGCAAUAGGAGGAGGUGCAGUAUAUGUAAGUGACAAGCCAGGAAAUCACGAUUUUGAGAUUCUAAGAAAGCUAGUAUUGCCCGAUGGAUCGAUUCUAAGAGCUAAACACUCUGGCCGUCCAACUCGAGAUUGUUUAUUCAAAGACCCUGUCAUGGAUGGGAAAAGUCUAUUGAAGAUAUGGAACUUGAACAAAUUAUGUGGGGUGAUUGGUGUUUUCAACUGCCAAGGAGCAGGAAAUUGGCCUAUGAAACAAGCAAUUAAAGACAUGAAACCCACACCUUCAGCCAUUUCAGGGAACAUUAGUCCCUGUGAUAUUGAGUUCAUUGCAGAUAUUGCAGGAGAAAAUUGGAAUGGAGAUGUUGCAGUUUAUGCCUUCAAUUCAGGAUCUCUCUCCAGAUUGCCAAAGAAUGGGAAUAUUAAAGUAUCAUUGGCCACUCUUAAAUGUGAAACAUUUACCAUUUCACCAAUCAGGGUUUUCGAUCAGGGUGUUCAUUUUGCUCCCAUAGGAUUGCUUGACAUGUACAAUUCAGGAGGAGCAGUGGAAGCCAUUGAUGCAAACAUGAAUGAGCUUUCAGAUUGCAUAAUAAAAACCAAAGCUCGAGGGUGUGGCAGAUUUGGAGCUUAUUCAAGCACGAAACCGAGGUCUUGCAUGGUGGAUAUGAAAGAAGACAAGUUCAUAUACGAUUCUGAGAAUGGAUUAUUGACCGUUGAUCUAACAUGUGAUUGCAAAUUUAGAGAUAUUGAGUUUAUAUAUUGAGGAAAUCUGUAAUUCUUUUAAAG